This is a messenger RNA of Helianthus annuus (common sunflower), 1197 nucleotides long. RefSeq lists its product as uncharacterized. The transcript has a single exon. The record is from RefSeq and is a predicted model, not a curated record. NCBI's taxonomy places the organism in Eukaryota, Viridiplantae, Streptophyta, Magnoliopsida, Asterales, Asteraceae. The coding region runs from base 1 to 1197 and encodes 398 amino acids.
AUGACGAAAGAUCCUCAGUCUUCAACUGCUUGCAGAAGAAUCAUGAAUACUACAAGCCAAGGCAGCACAUCGCGUACAGCGAAGAAGCGGAGCGAGACUUCCCGCCUCGCCUAUAGACCAGCUGAAGCUGCAGAACAUUCGAAGUUCAUUCCAAAGAUUGCUCUAGCCCCGCUAUCAAAAGAAAAAUUACCACCAACAGUGGGAAAGUUCAAUGGUUUAACUGAUCCUGACGAUCAUGUCAGAGUAUUCACAAGCGUUGGUUGUAUGGGAGGAUGGAACAUGCCGAUGUGGUGCCAUCUGUUUAUCCAGACUUUCACAGGGGCUGCUCGCGCCUGGUUCGACAGCCUUCCACCAGGAAAGAUCACGUCGUGGGUUGACUUCAGAACCCAAUUCGUAAAUCAUUUCAGCCAACAAAGACGUUACCAGCGCGACACAGCGGAGGUAAUAGACAUCUGGCGUAGAGACAACGAGGGGCUAGAAGAUUUCAUCACUCGCUUCAACAAGGAGUGUUUAGAGAUUGGUGGUGUAAGUGAACAAUUGAUGCGCGCACACUUCAAGAAAGCCAUUCGAUGUGAUAGCCUCAUCAGGACUAUCACAGGCAAAGACGGUAUGCCCAAGGAAUGGGAAAAACUCAUGGAAGCCGCGAAGAUAGUAGCGCAAACUAAAGAGUCUUUGGCCGGUAACAAGAACUCGUACACUGAAGAUCGUUUUUCCAAAGUAAGCUCGCGCGAUAACAACAGGCGCAACAAAGGCAAAAACCUUGGAUGGAAAGCUAGCCAGUCCAGCGGUUAUGAUGAAGGACCACGCUUCAGAGAGGAUGCACGAGACACAAUCGAUCGCAUUGGUUAUCGAAAGGCAGUCCGGAACGAGAUUCGAGAAAAGCACUGGACUCCGCUCAUUAAGACACCAAAAGAGGUGCUCAUGACGGAGAACCACGACUUCAAGGCUCCAAAGCCUAUGACGAACAAGAAAGGCCAAGACCCAAACCUGUACUGCGAUUUCCACAAGGAUACAGGUCAUCUGACGGAUGACUGUGUCAGCUUAAGGCAAGAAAUUGAAAAAGCGCUGAAUAGCGGGAAACUAAUCCAUCUAGUGAAGAAUGUGCGCAAGGAGACACGCCAAAUUCAGCGCAAUGAUUAUGGGAACCAAAAGAAAGUCAGGCGUCUGGAAACACACAUGGUCAACAGACCAAGAUAA